Molecule: messenger RNA, 1451 nt
Organism: Achroia grisella
Lineage: Eukaryota; Metazoa; Arthropoda; Insecta; Lepidoptera; Pyralidae
Exons: 7
Coding region: 237-1394 (385 amino acids)
Biological process (GO): synapse organization
Cellular component (GO): neuron projection membrane
Source: RefSeq, a predicted model, not a curated record
AUAUUACGUGGCGAAACAUUGCGGUCUCCGUAGAUCCUGAAAUUUACGUCCUACCAACAUUGUGUGUGCAUGUUAAAAUAUGUAAAAUAGUUUUUAAGUGUACUAUAGUGUGUGUAUACUGUGUUGUGUAGUAAUUAGAACGAGAAAUGUACAGUUCUUCACGCCGGAAUAAGCGAUGACCUCUGAAUUUUGCAGAUUAUGAAGCCCCGGAUGGGGCGGAGCCUCACUCAGGCGCUAUGUGGAGUGCAGGGGUUCUUUUUCUCACACAGAUAGUCAUAUGCCAAUUCGCUACUGAAAACCCUGUACCAUCUACAACAGAAACGGACCAAACUGUCACAUCGUUUUAUGCGCUCAGUACAGAUAUAGCGCCAGCGCCUGUAAUGUUAAAAUUGGGUAACUCAACUAUAGAUAGCACGAAGUCGUUCAGAGUGCCCCAAGCUUCACAGAAGCCAACAGAUGUUACCCAAACAGAUGUUGUACCGAAAAUCGAGAUGGUACCGCAUGUAGUGUCUGUAAAACAUACGUAUUUUGAUCACGACCGAAAAUAUGGACCAAAUUUCGAAGAUACCCCGGAAGGAAAUAUUACUAAAACCACAAUACAGUUAGGCGAGGACGCCUAUUUAAAUUGUAGGAUUAGCCUCCUUUUGGAUAAAACGGUGUCCUGGGUCCGACGUAGAGGUAGAGAUGAGAUGCCAGAACUCCUCACAGUUGGUGCCACUACGUACGCAGCUGACAACCGAGUGACGGUUGCGAAGCGGUACCCUGGAAACUGGAGGCUACUCAUCAGGGAAGUUAAACCUGAUGAUGAAGGAGUAUACGAGUGUCAGAUAUCAACACAUCCGCCAAGAGUUAGCAAGACUUAUUUGCACGUUAAUACACCACAAGUGUGGGUGGUGGACGAGGCAGGAGCGCCACUCUUGGAGAAAUAUUACGAGGCUGAAUCCACAUUGGCGCUGGUGUGUAGAGCUAGGCAUGUGGAGACGCCUGCUCUGCUAACGUGGCUGCAUGAGGGCAGAGCUCUCAACGCUGAUACUACUAGAGGCGGUAUCAGUGUCAAAACAGAACAAGUGGCAGGCGGUGCAGACAGCCUGCUGCGGCUUGCACGUGUAAAUACAAGUGAUUCAGGAAAUUACACGUGCGCAGUCCGCGGCGCCAGGUCGCAUACUGUCUCCGUUCACGUGCUUAAUGAAGAAAGCCUUGCUGAGCUACACGCCGGGACAAUAUCACAGCAUCAGCGCUCGCUAUCAACGGCUACAACGUUAUUAAUAGUGUUAUUUAUAUUAACAGAGCGAUCGUCGUUAUUAAAAACUGUUAUUUUUGUCACAGCUCUAGUUUGUACGUUGACGGCCGAUAGCCUAUCUAAUGAUAAUUUUAUGGUAUUGUUACCUACGUGAUAUGAAAGUUUAGAUGUAAAUACAAGUUUGAUUAUGAAAAGAUAAAUUAUAAAUAGU